AUGACGACUGAACGGUCCGAUCUCACAGAUCGGGUCAUACCCCAGAUGACCCUGGGCGACGGGUCGCCCGGCUCCCUCACUGCCCCGCCUCCGCCUCUACCCCGCGAUACUCCGCCCGCGGCCCGGGCCCAGGAGCGCUUCCGGGUAAAGGGCAAUGCCAUCGUGACAGGCGGUGCCGGCGACCUCGGCUUUGCCGUGUGCAGAGCUCUGCUCGAGCACGGUCUGGAAGGCUUGAUGAUACUCGACAUGAACCCCGACGAGGCAGAGAAGAAAAUCAAGAUGCUCCAGUCCGAGUUUCCGGCGACAAUCCAGUUCCAGAAGGUGGACGUGACGGACGAGGACGCUGUCAAUGAGGCCGUUGAAAGCACUAGCAAAUCGCUUGGCCCCGUCACGACUCUCCUGAACUUUGCCGGGAUGGUCGCCUGUGGCCACGCGCUAGAUUGGUCCUCGAAAGACUGGAAUCGCGUGAUGAACGUCAACACGAUAGGGGCGUUCCUGGUGGCCCGCGCAGUCGCUCGCACCAUGAUCGACCACGGGAGCGGCGGCAGCAUCGUCUUCGUGGCCAGCGUGUCGGCCCAUGGGGUCAACUUCCCGCAGCCCCAAGCUUCAUACAACGUGUCCAAGGCGGGGGUCAAGGCGAUGGUGAAGUCGCUUGCUGCAGAAUGGGCUGUGCAUGGCAUCAGAGUAAACAGUAUCAGCCCGGGUUACAUGGACACUAUUCUCAACGAGGGAGACGGCCUAGACGAGGCAAGAAAGGUGUGGUUGAGUCGGCAUCCAAUGGGACGGAUGGGGCAGCCUGAUGAGCUUUCGGGGGUUGUAGUGAUGCUGGCCAGUCGCGCGGGAAGUUACUUUACUGGCGCAGACCUCUUGGUGGACGGUGGUCAGUCGCUGCUCUUGUGA
Messenger RNA from Anthostomella pinea, 900 nucleotides. NCBI's taxonomy places the organism in Eukaryota, Fungi, Ascomycota, Sordariomycetes, Xylariales, Xylariaceae. The record is from the annotation of a GenBank genome assembly.